Molecule: messenger RNA, 1428 nt
Organism: Phyllostomus hastatus (greater spear-nosed bat)
Lineage: Eukaryota; Metazoa; Chordata; Mammalia; Chiroptera; Phyllostomidae
Gene: SAXO1
Product: stabilizer of axonemal microtubules 1
Exons: 3
Biological process (GO): microtubule anchoring
Cellular component (GO): axonemal microtubule; sperm flagellum; ciliary basal body
Molecular function (GO): microtubule binding
Source: RefSeq, a predicted model, not a curated record
CUCCUCAAGAAGGUAACUGACCUAACUUCAUGUUUUUAUAGGCGGCAUCAUUGUCCACAUCUCCCUACCAAGAUUUUUGAUAAAACCGAGAAACCAUGUCUUCUCUCCGAAUACACAGAGAACUACCCUCUCUAUCACUCGUACCUGCCCAGAGAGUCCUUCAAGCCCAAGCUGGCGUACCAGAAAGGGUCCAUACCAAUGGAAGGCCUGACCACAUCGAGGAGAGAUUUUGGGCCUCACAAAGUGUUACCAGUGAAGAUCCACCAGCCUGACCACUUUGUCCCAAGUAAAGAGAAUAUGGAUCUGCUCACGACGUAUAAACAAGACUACAACACCUAUCCUCUCUGUCGAGUGGACCCCAUCAAACCUCGGGACAGUAAAUAUCCAUGCGGUGACAAGAUGGAGUGUUUGCCUACUUAUAAAGCUGAUUAUUUACCCUGGAACCAACCAAGACGAGAGCUACUUCGUCCAGAACACAACUACUGGCCAGAAUCAACUAGGUUUGAUAGUAGAACCACACACCAGGAUGAUUACUCUGUGAAGGGCCUUGUGAGCACCAUGAGCUGUAAGCCUCCAGUCAUGCCCAAGGUCUGUAACAUCCCCCUGGAGGAUCUGACUAACUACAAAAUGAACUACGUGGCCCACCCUAUGGAGAAGCGCUUUGUGCACGAGGCGGAGAAGUUUAGAGCCUGUGAAAUACCCUUUGAGAGCCUCACCACUCACAAACAGUCCUACUGGGGCCUGAAGGGGGAGCCAGCCAAGAGCUUGAAACCUCCAGCCAGGUCCUGUGGGCUAGACACACCUUUCUCUAACACCACGGAGUUUCAAGAUAAGUUCCAAGCUUGGCCGACGCCCCAGGUGUUCUGCAAACCUCCCACCCACUAUGCCCCUCCUGAAGAAAAGAUGGACCUUCUAACAACAGUGCAGUCCCAUUACACGUACCCUAAGGGUGCUCCAGCUCAGUCCUGCCGACCAGUGCUUUGUGUCAAGAAGGGUGGUCGCUUCGAAAGCUCCACCACCACCAAGGAUGAUUACAAGCAGUGGGCCAGCAUGCGCACAGAGCCAGUCAAGCCCGUUCCCCAGCUGAACCGUCCCACUGAGCCCUUGGACUGCCUGACCACCACUAGGGCCCACUAUGUACCCCACCCACCCAUUAAUACCAAAAGCUAUAAGCCCUCCUGGUCUGGUCCCAGAGGAAGUAUCCCUAUGGAGGGCCAGACGACAUACACCAUCAGCUUUACUCCCAAGGAAAUGGGAAGGUGCCUGGCUUCAUACCCUGAGCCUCCUGGCUACAUCUUUGAAGAAACAGAUGCUUCGGGGCAUAGGAUAUACAGGCCGAUUUCCCAGACAUGCUCUCGGCGGAACAGCCCUCUUUCUGCAGGUGAUUCGGAAAACCCCAGACAGCAGGAGUUGGCAGUGUCGGCCUGA